Messenger RNA from Puccinia triticina, 1053 nucleotides. RefSeq lists its product as uncharacterized. Bases 1 to 1053 code for a protein of 350 amino acids. NCBI's taxonomy places the organism in Eukaryota, Fungi, Basidiomycota, Pucciniomycetes, Pucciniales, Pucciniaceae. The transcript has 3 exons. The record is from RefSeq and is a predicted model, not a curated record.
AUGCUGUUUCUUUUUACCCGAGUGGGCCCCAACGGUCAAAGCAGUGCGCCGGAAACUUCAUCAUCGUGGAUGCUGAACGCAUCGUCGCGUGACUUGAGGAAAGCAAAGUCUACCCCCAUCCUACGAAUAAACGGAACUACGCCAACGACUGCUGGCGCUCCUUCACCAGAAACUACUUCCGCCGGAAUUGCAACAGAUAGCUUGGGUGUACCUUCUUCUUUGACGGGUCCAGCUUUAAGCACCUCAACAGCGGUCAGGUUGGCGUGCCCAAAACCACCACAUAUUUCCGAUCAAGCUCAAAAUAAACAUGCCUCAUUUACCCGUAAAAUUCGAUACCGCCUGUCUUCAUUCAAUCGAGGGCCGGGGAGUCCACUCCUUCAGCAAGCAGCCACCUCCCCCACCCGACCGGACGACUUUUCACCGCCUGUUUCAUAUUCACACGGAUCAUGUACAAUGCAUUCUUCUGGCAGCAUGUCUCCAACGACCGAGAAAUACCCGUCAAAACUUUACGACGAUGCAAAAGCUGUGCCAGCCCGCGAAUCGCGAGACCGUUCACAAUCUGUCCUGGAGCAAAGGUCGCCCUCUUAUGCUAGUAUGACGUUCUUUAAGGACGGACUCAACAAGGCUCAUAAGUUUUUUGGUCGGGCGCUCGAAGGAUUCUCAGACAAAGACAGUGAUGAAGACGUUAGUGACGAGAGUCAUGACGAGGACGAAGAGGAUCUCAACAUGCUCUAUUCGAAUGUGAUGGUGCCUUUAGAGUUUCCGGGUGAGGACGACGGAGAAACCACAUCCUCUUCAUCUUCUCCUUUCGAGCCAGACUUUGACAAGAAAGUUGGCCAGACCACCAGCCCUGAAGACAGCACCCCUAGCUAUUACUUCAAGAAACAAUCUUCGUCGUGCUCAUUGAAGAAGAAUAAUCUUUUGGCUCCGCAAGCAAGUGAACCUCUUUCGGCCAGUCUUGGUUCGGAUCUUUACCCCGAAAUGACCACUACCUCGAACCCCUAUUCUAUCACGUCCCAGCAAUGUCAUGACGUCAAGCUGCAAAUCAUCUAG